Messenger RNA from Necator americanus (New World hookworm), 909 nucleotides. RefSeq lists its product as uncharacterized. The transcript is spliced from 8 exons. The record is from RefSeq and is a predicted model, not a curated record. The coding region runs from base 1 to 909 and encodes 302 amino acids. NCBI's taxonomy places the organism in Eukaryota, Metazoa, Nematoda, Chromadorea, Rhabditida, Ancylostomatidae. Gene Ontology annotation, cellular component: nucleus.
AUGUCUUCUUCGGACGAAGAUGAAACAGGAAGACGUUCAAGGAGGUCGCAACGAGCUCGAAAAUCCCAGCGUCCAAGACUGUCGCAAAAGUCCGGAGUAUCGCAAAGAACUACAAAUUCACAGCAAGCCACUGUAAUUCAAGUGAACGAAGAUGUGGAUAUGGAGGAGGGUACUUCCGGUCAACAAAUGGAGCUUGGUUCUCAAACAAGCGGAGUAUUGAAGGUUCGAUAUCUUGCUCGUCAUCUCCUCCACGCAUCGGCAAAUGAGAAAGACGGUGCCCUCAAGGAUGCUUUAGCUCAGAAGAUGCAUAUGCUUCCCAGAAGAGAACACUGCCAUACUUUGCGUGAGGCAAGCUCUGUGUUACAACGGGUUUUCGGAUGCAAGGUAAUUCAUCGGAACAACCAGUCCCAUCUAGUUCGAAUGGAACGUGUUGAAACAAACUAUCCUGAGGAUACCAUGGGUCAAGCGAAAAGAGGAUUGCUUUCCGCUAUUCUCAUGUUCAUUUUUGUGUCAAAAAGCAAGAAGUCCAAUGUGAAUUGUAUCACGGAAGCUGUGCUGGAGAAUUUUUUGAGUUGUCUCGGUCUUUGCUAUGAUUCACCUGAUCCCGUUUUUGGUGAUAUUAAGAAGCUCAUUUCUCCUUCGCAUACUGCUGAGUUUAUUCACGGAGGAUACAUUUCGUUUGCGAAGUCAUCAGAUCGUUUUGAAACUCAGGUGUUCACGUACGACUGGGGUCCACGGGCGUUUCUUAUCUGCGAGCCGAAGGAAAUUUUGAAAUCAUUUUGCAAAAUCCUAAAGGACCCUGAUGUCGACAUGUGGACUGAUCAGCAAGAAACAGUCAAACUCAUGGAGGAGGAGAAGAAACAGAGCGUUGUGAAAUCUGAGCAGUAUAUGCAAGGGGAGAAAUCGUAA